UUGUGUUUACGCUCACCUGGACGCAGAACGUCACAUUGUUUUGGGCAUAGAAUUAAGGAAAAUCUAUACACUGGUAACACCCCUUACGUAGGCUGUCAACUGAGCGUCAAACAGUUCGCCAUCUUGGUUAUAACUAGACCUUUGGAAAAUACUGUAUGUUUACAUGGAGAUUCUGUGCUGUUACGUGCAUUCAGGGUCCAAGGGACCUACUGUGUAGUUUUAUUUUACGUUGGAUAUUCGUUACUUUUAGAGAAGCUGUGCGGUACCAAUGACCGAUUUCUGAAUGGCAAGUACGGGCUGCCGGACCGUAUACUCUCAAGAUUUCCGGUCCGGGCAGCCACUUCUGGUUACCACACAACAACAAAACCGCAGAGUUCUGACAAGAGUAAAACCCUGUUGACCCAAUCGGAGAACUGGAAGAGUAUUACUUCCUUUCUCGAACAUUUGCUUCAAGGCUUGAAGAAAAUGACAGAACGUGGCAUUAAAUGGGCUUGUGAGUACUGCACCUAUGAGAACUGGCCAUCUGCUGUUAAGUGUACAAUGUGUCGUGCACAGAGACCCAACACUACAAUUAUAACGGAGGAUCCAUUUAAAAGCAGUCCAAGUGAUAUAGGGAGGGACUGGAGUCCUGCAGGUAUUGGGAGUGGAAACAGCCCUUUAAUUUGUCCAGAUUCCAGUGCAAGGCCAAGGGUUAAGUCUUCAUAUAGUUCUGAAAACGCAACAAAGUGGUCUUGCCAUAUGUGCACCUAUCUUAAUUGGCCUAGAGCAAUUAGGUGCACUCAGUGCUUAUGCCAGCGUCGGACCAGGAGCCCUACGGAGUCUCCCCAAUCCUCUGGUUCAGGUUUAAGGCCAGUUCCCCCACCAGUGGACCCUUGUGAAGAAUAUAAUGACAGAAAUAGACUUAUCACAAGAGCUCAGCAUUGGACUUGCUCCAUUUGCACUUAUGGAAAUUGGCCUAAAGCUAGAAAGUGUGCUGUGUGUGACCACCCUAGACCAAAUAGUUUUGAAGCAAUAGAACUGGCUGGAGCAGAAGAGGCUUCAUCAAUUAUUAAUGAACAAGACCGAGCUAGAUGGAGUCGAAGUUGUGGUAGUAGCAAUAGUCAGAGAAGAUCUCCGCCAACAUCAAAACACGAGUUUGAGAAAAAAAUGGAUUUUCAGAGAAUUGAACUAGCAGCUUCUGGUGUUAGCUGCAAAGAUGAACGUGAGGUUGACUUUAAAAAAUUAAAACAGAUAAAAAAUAGAAUGAAAAAGAUUGACUGGUUAUUCCUCAAUGCAUGUAUUGGUGUUGUAGAAGAGGACUUAACAGCAGUGGAAGCUUACAAGUCUGCAGGAGGUGACAUUGCUCGACAGCUUACAGCAGAUGAAGUUCGCUUGCUUAAUCGCCCUUCCGCAUUCGAUGUUGGCUAUACACUGGUGCACUUAGCUAUUCGUUUUCAGAGACAAGACAUGCUAGCAGUUUUACUCACAGAGGUAUCGCAACAAGCUGCAAAGAGUAUUCCUGCAAUGGUAUGCCUUGAGCUUACAGAGCAGAUUCGUCGUGAGAUUGCUGCAUCACUUCAUCAGCGUAAAGGAGACUUUGCUUGUCAUUUUCUUUCUGAUUUGGUCACAUUCACAUUACCUGCAGAUAUUGAAGACCUUCCACCCACUGUGCAGGAGAAGCUGUUUGAUGAAUUACUAGACCGAGAUGUACAAAAGGAAUUGGAGGAAGAAUCCCCUGUUAUAAACUGGUCUUUAGAGUUGGGCACACGACUGGAUAGUAGACUCUAUGCACUUUGGAAUCGCACUGCAGGAGAUUGCUUACUUGAUUCUGUAUUACAAGCUACUUGGGGUAUUUAUGACAAAGAUUCUGUGUUACGGAAAGCUCUUCAUGACAGCUUACAUGACUGUUCACAUUGGUUCUAUACUCGAUGGAAGGAGUGGGAGUCAUGGUACUCUCAGAGCUUUGGUUUACAUUUUUCAUUACGGGAAGAGCAGUGGCAAGAAGACUGGGCAUUUAUAUUGUCUCUUGCUAGCCAGCCUGGAGCAAGCUUGGAACAAACUCACAUAUUUGUUCUUGCACAUAUUUUACGAAGACCAAUAAUAGUAUAUGGAGUAAAGUACUACAAGAGUUUUCGUGGGGAGGCUUUGGGGUAUACACGGUUUCAAGGUGUGUAUUUACCAUUACUUUGGGAGCAGAGUUUUUGCUGGAAAAGUCCUAUAGCUUUAGGCUACACAAGAGGGCACUUCUCAGCACUUGUUGCAAUGGAGAACGAUGGCUUUGAUAAUCGUGGUGCUGGUGCUAAUUUAAACACCGAUGAUGAUGUUACAGUUACCUUCUUACCAUUGGUUGACAGUGAAAGGAAGCUUUUGCACAUUCACUUCCUAAAUGCACAAGAGAUUGGCAAUGAAGAGCAGCAGGAAAAACUACUUAGAGAAUGGAUGGACUGCUGUGUCACAGAAGGUGGAGUACUUGUUGCUAUGCAGAAAAGUUCCCGUCGUCGCAAUCACCCACUUGUUACACAAAUGGUAGAAAAGUGGCUUGACCGUUACAGGCAGAUUCGCCCGUGUGUGUCACUUUCAGAUGGUGAAGAUGAAGAUGAUGACGAUGAAUGAGGCAAUGAAAAUUGAAGUAGACAAGGCAGAUGCACAGCUUCCAGCAGACAAAAGGUUUGCUAUGGAAAAGCAGUGGAUUAUGGAGUUGGCCAGGUUCCACCAUGAUAGAAGUCUCAUGUAACCUGGGUCUCAGGAAGAAAACUGACAAGCCUGUGCUGUGGAAGAAAGAGCUGACUUGGGUGGACUAUAAAAUAAAAUAUGCUAAUUUACUUUAAUAUUGUCAAGAAAGAGAUAAGCUUUGUUUUUGUUUUCCCAAUUCUGUCUGUAAAUGUACUGCAUGUGGUUCUGUAAGAAGUUGUAUAAUAGGAAGAAAUGUACCAAAAUCAGCAAACUAUUGGAUCCUUUUUAAGGGCACUCGAGCGCAUUUUACAUUGCUUAUUCCUUCCCAGUUUAUUUUUGCUAAGGACAGUUUUUUUUUAUUGGUCAUAUUUCCCUUACUGCAUAGACAGCAUUAAGUUUGGUGCCACAAGAGUUGAAAUAUAUUUCCCCUGUAUUAAAGAGAUAUAUAAAGUGAACAUUGGACCAACUGAAACUUGUUCAAGUCAGUUGGCUUGGUGUUUUUUUUUUUUUUUUAUUUAGAACUACAGAUAAUUUAGAUGAUCUUGAAUUUGUGAAACAAUGCAGUAGCAUCACAGUGUGGGAACAGUGUGGAACGUUUUUCUUAAAUACUGUAUUACAAGGCUCAUAUCAGUCCUUAAACAUAAGCAUUAAUCAACACAGUGCUGUCUGUGUGAAAGGUGUGCAGUGCAUAGGGAAACCGAGCUGAGUAAGAAUCGUUAAUGAACAUUAAGAUAUGGUACAGCUGUGUGCACUAACAAGAUCAAGGACAUUACCACACAGUAUUGCCAAAACCAGAAUAUCUUGGUGUUAGAAUGUGGCAUGCAGUAUCAGAUUUGCUGUGUACUUACAAGAAUAAAUAUGUAAUGCAGCCAUAUAUCGUUCAAAAUAAAACUGUCAAAUAGCAAUGAUUCAGCAACUUUCUAAAAAAAAAAAAACUGCUGCAGUGACAAAUUGAUAUAUGUAUGUUAAAUUAAUCCCCAUCUCUGUGUUUACUCCAUUUCCUCUUUUUGUGCAAUAUUUCUGUAUAAAGUAGAAGUUGCCAUUUGAAGUUAAGAAUAUGCAAAUGUAGAGACUUUAGUGGGUCAGGUCUUAGUAAUACACACACAGCAGCAGUAGCUCUAAGGCCUAAGCAGGGAAUGGUAAGGGCAAGACACUGCAGCAUUUUGAGCUAUGCAGGUGAUCCACUGAAUAACUCCAAAAGGAGAAUUUAGGGCAUCAUUGUUGUGGUAGUGAAGUUAUUGGAAUUGUGCACUGUUCAGAAAUACUUUCUGUUUGAUAUUUAUCAAACCUCAGUACUAAAAGUACUGUAUUGAUUUAGUUUAUGUAAAUCCAGAGCAAGUUGUGUUAUGUAUUUUAAGUUGAUCCAUGAAUUGAAAGUUUUCAGAGACCAGACCCACCAUGCAGUUCCUUAAUGAAACUGCAUUAUUUGUCUUCCUUACUAAAGAAAAAUUUUAAAUCAGUUUCUUUUCCAGUGUAAUGCAGAACUAAAAAAAAGUAACAAACAGUGAAGGUAACAAAUAAUUGUUUGAAUGGGAUUGAUAGUUGUGUUUCAAGAAAACCUAAAUUGUUUUGUGCACUAACAUUUCACUUUGCAUUGUUUUUCAUUUUUUUAAGUAUAGUUUUUCUGAACAUUUAUUUAUUGUGUGAAAAAGACAGUGUGUUUUGAAUACCUUAUUCCCCAUUUUACAUUCUUAAUUGACUUUUCAGUUUUGUUUUUUCAUUCUUAAAAGAUAUUCAAGUUGCACAAAUACAUUCAUACUGUUGCUGUGAAAUGUACUUUUUAUGUGUUGUGUUGUAAAUUGUCAGCUCUUCUUGAAUGGAUGUUUUUAAUCCAGAGAUGUUUAAAAUAUUACAUAAAUACUUUAACACUAAUGUAAGCCAGAUUCAAAAUGGCAGUUUUUACUAAUUUCAUGUUAUUUGCUCAUAUUUUAGUCAUUGAGCGUUAAGAAUUACAAUGAUACUGGCCUUCAGAGAACAAGAAAGAGGAGUUUUCUUA
Protopterus annectens (West African lungfish) is the source of this 4648-nucleotide messenger RNA. It is a transcript of the gene ZRANB1, whose product is annotated as zinc finger RANBP2-type containing 1. NCBI's taxonomy places the organism in Eukaryota, Metazoa, Chordata, Ceratodontiformes, Protopteridae. Gene Ontology annotation, cellular component: nucleus; cytoplasm. The transcript is spliced from 10 exons. Bases 466 to 2592 code for a protein of 708 amino acids. Gene Ontology annotation, biological process: protein deubiquitination involved in ubiquitin-dependent protein catabolic process; cell migration; protein K29-linked deubiquitination. Gene Ontology annotation, molecular function: cysteine-type deubiquitinase activity; K63-linked polyubiquitin modification-dependent protein binding. The record is from RefSeq and is a predicted model, not a curated record.